Oncorhynchus nerka (sockeye salmon) is the source of this 1242-nucleotide messenger RNA. RefSeq names its product stathmin-4-like. The record is from RefSeq and is a predicted model, not a curated record. Gene Ontology annotation, molecular function: tubulin binding. The transcript is spliced from 7 exons. Gene Ontology annotation, cellular component: cytoplasm; neuron projection. NCBI's taxonomy places the organism in Eukaryota, Metazoa, Chordata, Actinopteri, Salmoniformes, Salmonidae. Gene Ontology annotation, biological process: regulation of microtubule polymerization or depolymerization; neuron projection development; microtubule depolymerization. Bases 129 to 659 code for a protein of 176 amino acids.
GCCCAAACAGUAGAGAAAGAGGGAAGGAAAAAAGCCAGAUAAAGACAUAGGAGAGUACCAUCAGCAUUGCUCAGCACAGGAAAUAUCUGAUUCACCACAGUGUCUUUAGAAGAAAAACAAGAGGAAGAAUGACUCUUGCAGCAUACAGAGACAAAAUGCGGGAGCUCCCUCUAGCGUCCAUCUUCUGUUCUUGCAUCCUACCUGAACCCAAAGAAAAGACCGCCAAGAAAGAAGGUGUGGUGGACCUGAACCUGUGCAUCAUCAGGGAUAUGGAGGUGAUUGAGCUGAACAAGAGAAGGUCCGGCCAGGCCUUCGAGGUCAUCCUGAAGCCACCCUCAUUCGACGGGGGUCCGAACACCCUCGCCAUCACACCCCCACGCAGGGAGCCCUCCCUGGAGGAGAUCCAGAGGAAGCUGGACGCCGCGGAGGAGAGGAGAAAGUUCCAGGAGGCUGAGCUGCUGAAGCACUUGGCAGAAAAGCGGGAACAUGAGCGCGAGGUGGCCCAGAAGGCCCUGGAGGAACACAACAGCUUCAUCCGGCUGGCCAAGGAGCGGCUGGAGCUGCGCAUGGAGCACAACAAGGAGAAACGGGAGGCACACCUGGCCGCCAUGCUGGAACGCCUGCAGGAGAAGGACAAGCACGCUGUGGAGGUGUCAUGACGGCCUGAUCACAACACAAGCUGAACUUAUUUUGGAAGCCAUUUUGGGAGGCCAUUCGCCAGCCUGUAGCCCUCUGGGUUCAGUUGUUUGGAGAAAAGACUCUGAGACUAUGAGAUUUUAAUGAUGACACGUGAGAGGUGGUCAAGUCAACGACUGAAGAGGAAUGUUUUAGGAUCUGACCAGUACAACAAAAAAGAUUGAGCUGAAACAGAAUUCGUCUCAGGAUUCUCACUAAUGUGCCGACAGUGCCAUUGGUGUGUGUGGAGUUUGUGGUUGGAGGGCCGGGGGAAGUGGGGGCAUGUGUGUGAGCGUGAGUGUAAGUAUGAGCAUGAGCCAGAGUGUUUAUACUUCAGUAAAACCACUUUGAUAUCACACAUUGUGCUUUGAGCUCACACCUUCAGGCAAGGUUUUAACUCAAAUUUCAUUAAUGUGUUUGGUUUGUAAACUUGAGUCUGUCUGAGCCAACAUCAUUGUAACACUACUGAGAUGAACGGAGGUCAGGGUAUGAUGUGGUUGUUUGUUACUGUACAGAAAUUGUGCUCCAUUUUAGAUGACAAAAAGGAAUAAAAAGAGUUGUUUUGAA